This is a messenger RNA of Solanum dulcamara, 1633 nucleotides long. RefSeq lists its product as uncharacterized. The transcript is spliced from 5 exons. The record is from RefSeq and is a predicted model, not a curated record. Bases 417 to 986 code for a protein of 189 amino acids. Gene Ontology annotation, cellular component: transcription factor TFIIH holo complex. Gene Ontology annotation, biological process: regulation of transcription by RNA polymerase II; DNA repair; regulation of cyclin-dependent protein serine/threonine kinase activity. Lineage: Eukaryota; Viridiplantae; Streptophyta; Magnoliopsida; Solanales; Solanaceae.
AUUUCGGACAAAACUACGGCAAAUAUCGAUUCGAUUUCGAUAAAUAUCGGUUCCAAUUCCGCUGCCCGUCUUAAGCUAAACUAAUAAUCAAGCGAACCAAUAACCCCCAAAUUUAUUGUGUCAAUAUUUAUAUGGGCUUAUGAGUUUUUUCAAACUAUAUCUUAUAAAAUAUAAAAGAGCAUCAUUUGAUUGUUUUUUUUCAAUAUGAAAACAUGAAAUGUCAAAUAUUACAUUCUAAUCGCGACUUAUCGAUUAAAUUUUCUCAGCGACCGUUCUUCACCGAUCUCUUCAGGCUAUAUUUCACCGGAGCCUCCAUCAACCGCCGGUGAACCUUUAUCUCUCUCGCCGUAUGUAGAUGUAGAAGACAAGAACAAAAAUAUUGAGUUGGAUUUUAGGGCUAGAAAGUGGCUCCAACAAUGGUGGUGGCUUCAGGAACCAAUGCAUUUUCCAAAGAGAUGGCCAUCAGAAAACGCAUUGCCAACAUCUAUAAUAAAAGAGAAGAGAAUUUUCCAUCAUUGCGUGAAUACAAUGAUUAUUUAGAGGAAGUUGAGGAUAUGAUAUUCAAUUUAAUAGAAGGCAUUGAUGUUCCUGCUAUUGAGGCAAAGAUCGCACAGUACCAGAGAGAAAAUGCAGAACAAAUCAUGAUUGCUCAAGCACGUAAGGCUGAAGAAUAUGCAGCAGCCUUGGCAGCCAGCAAGGGACAGCCUACGCAAUCCAAUGGAGAUGCUUUGGGCCAAGGCCCUCAGGCAGGGUCCAGUACUGGUCCACAAGGGCACUAUGCCCCUGCAAUAGCCGGAGGCAUAGCUCAGCCACGGCCAACACAACCUCUCCCAGUUGGAUCAUUUCCAGAUAUGCUAGGGGGAGAGUACGACGAUGAUGAAAAGAUGAAACUAAGAACUGAAAGGGCUGCUAAGGCUGGGGGGUGGAGUUUAGAAAUAAGCAGGAAAAGGGCACUUGAAGAAGCCUUUGGAAGCCUAUGGGUCUGAAAGUUGGACACCCGUUUCCAAGAUUGUUCCAGCUGUGGAUUUUGGCAAAAAUUGUGUAAAGUAGCAGUCCAUUCUGGAUUACUCAGAGAAGUACCAUCAUUGGAGCAGCAUUUCAGCAUUCAUCUUGAACAACGUUUUUUGUUCUUAGAUGGUGUUUUGUAAAACUUACCAAAUUCUGUCUUGUCAUAGAAUGUCUUUGGUUUUUGUAAGAUUUCUUCUCAAGAGACCUCAGCUUGCCUCUCCACACGACCGUUGACCUCAUGUUAUUUAUUGUUGGAGAUUUUGGUUCUUAUCUAGCUGCUCUUUUUUAGCCCUAUAUUUCCUUGUAUGAACAAUUUAAGGUUCAGCAGAACUUCGUUUUGGAUAAAACUUUACAGAGAAUUCAGGUGGCAUUGGCAAGGAUUACAUUAACUAGAGAGCACGCUUUGGUGGCAUUUGGUGAGCCCGACAUUGCUUCGCGUGGCGAGAAAUUUAUUGAGUUGUUUUGGUUUUUUUCUUUUAAAUCUCUUAGGGUUGCUCCGUUUUUCCUUUAUCUAACAGAGUCAUGAUUAUUCAUUCGUAAUGAAGUCAUGUGACUAAUUUUAAACUUCUUUGUCGUAUUUGGAGAUGAAUUGGUAUUAUUGCGUGGCAAUUGAUUUAUUGAUGGA